Messenger RNA from Scaptodrosophila lebanonensis, 3353 nucleotides. RefSeq lists its product as uncharacterized. The transcript is spliced from 3 exons. Lineage: Eukaryota; Metazoa; Arthropoda; Insecta; Diptera; Drosophilidae. The coding region runs from base 441 to 3353 and encodes 970 amino acids. Gene Ontology annotation, molecular function: protein binding. The record is from RefSeq and is a predicted model, not a curated record.
CUGACAAGCAGCAGCAGCAGCAGCAGCAGCAACAGCAACAGCAACAACAACGCAACAACCGUAGCCGCAGAAAAAGUUGGAAGAAGGGGGGACUGGCACUUGACACGAGCCUGUGAGGACCUCUAGGCGUUGAAGACGCAGUAAGACGUGCGUAGCGAGCGACGGCGACUGAAGUCAAGACACAUGUACCCUCAGGAUAUAUUCGAGUGGCAGCAGCAGCAGCAGCAGAAGCAGCAGCAGACGACACAUUUAACGUCUGGCGUGGGGUUGAAGUUGAAGUUGCAGUUUGAGCUUGGGGCAUUGUUGGAAUUCUUUGCUUGACUUAUGCCACGCAACAGCAGCACCAACAGCAGCAGCAACAACAGCAGCAGCAGCCACAGCAACUGUCCAGUGCGACAAUUGUAUAGUUUCUACUUUUUCCACUUGUCAUUGUUGUUGUUAUGUCAGCGCCAGCAACAGCAAGAACAGCAGCAACAACUACAAUAAUAGCAAGAACGAACAUGUUUAACUCAAGCAACAGCGGCCAGAGCAACAACACCAACAGCAACAGCAACAUCUCCAUCAUCAGCAGCAGCAGCAGCAACAGCAACAGCAACAUCAAAAAAAUUAACAACAUUCUAAAAGGUUCCUUCACUCCUCCUCCUCCUCCUACACACUCCAACACUCGCCGAACAACAGCAAUAACUGCAACAACAAUUAAAACAACAACAACAACAACAACUAGAAGAACAGCAACAACUCACUACCUGCCCCUGCUCAGCUCAGUGUUGUUGUUGUUGUUGCUACUACUGUUGUUGCCAACAACUACAAAAGCCGACUGGCUAAUGGACUGCGGCAAUUGUCACUGCAAAUGGAAUUCUGGGAAAAAGACGGCAGAUUGUAAAAAUCUGAGCUUAAGCGCCGUACCAGAGAACCUAAGCUCUGAACUGCAAGUGCUCGAUUUAUCGCACAAUCGUAUACCCUAUUUGGAGCAGAAUGCCUUCCUCACCGCCAAACUGCAGAAUCUACACAAGCUCUUCAUCAGAAACAGCACAUUGGAGCAGGUGAAUCCGCGAAGCUUUACACAAUUGGAAAUACUGAUAGAGCUGGACCUAUCCAAUAAUUUACUGAGAAUCCUGCAGCCCAAUGUUUUCGCUCGUCUGAUCAAGGUGCGGGCGCUGGUACUGAAUGGCAAUCUGCUGGAGUCUCUGGGACCGGGUGUAUUUCAUAAUUUGAAAUAUCUACACAAGAUCGAGCUGAAACAUAAUCGCCUGAUGCGCAUCGAUGCGCAGGCGUUUGUGGGCGUGCCACUGCUCUCGCAGAUCUAUCUGGACAGCAACCAAUUGAGUCUGUUGAGGAAGGAGAGUUUCGAGGGUCUGAAGCGUUUGACGGCCCUCUCGCUCGAUGGCAAUCCCUGGAACUGCACUUGCGAGUUGCAACUCUUUAGGGAUUUUGUGCUGCGCCAGAAUCUGUACACGCCGCCGACGGCCUGCUUCUAUCCCUUGCAGUUACGUAGCAUGCUCUGGAUUGAGGAUCAGCCGGAGGCGUUCGCCUGCAAGCCCAAGAUUAUAUAUCCAACACGCGGGGCAUCCAUCAACACUUCCAAGGAGAAUGUGACGCUCGUUUGCCGCGUGCACGCCUCGGCGAAUACAAUUAUCGCCUGGGACUAUAACAAGCAGCUUUAUCGAUCAACAACGACCAGCACAACGGGGGGAACGGGGGGAACGGGGUCAGGAGCAGGGAUGCCAGCAUCCACCCUGGCGUCAUCCUCAUCGACGGCUUUGCUCGGCCAUGGCGACAAUCAGCGCGUUCACAUUCAAUUGUUGCGCGACGAGGCCGCCAAGGAGGAGGAGUUCGGUCGCGACAUAUUUAUCUCACGCCUCACGAUCUUGGGGGCCGAUAAGAGCGAUGAGGGCAUCUAUACGUGCCUGGCCGAGAACGCCGGCGGCAAGGAUGCCGUACAAAUGAGCCUUCUCGUGCAAAAGACCGGACCAAGGGAUCUGCUGAUGCACAGCAAUCUCUUUAUCGUAAUAUGCCUAAUGGCCCUGGGACUGUUAAGUGUGUCGGUGCUCCUCUCGAUGAUCACCUGCUGCAUCUAUAAGCGCUUCAAGCACCUCAAUCCGAGUCAUCACGAGCACAUGCGCCAUUUGAAUCUCUCGCCUCAACAGCUGGCUGGCAACGAGAACGAACGAACGGCCAUCAAUGUUGUUAUAGCUGGUGGCACGGAGGUCCUUCUCGACUCGGUGAGCACGGCCGAGAAUACAUCGCUAAGCAAUUACAAACACCACAAGGCGACGGCUGACUUAACCAGCAACACCGGCGGUGGUGGAGGAAUGGCCGGCUCUGGCAGUGUUGUUGGAGUGGGUGUCGGCGUCGGCGGCGAGUGUGUAAAUAGUAAAUAUGUGGAUGUCAUCAAGUGCGGCAACAACAGUGUCAUUGUCGGCUACUUGGACAAUCAGGGGGGAGCGGCGGAAGCGAUAGGGAAGCGUUCGGGUUCCGGCAUCGCUGUAGGUGGAGGCGUCGAGGAGCGUGGUGCACACAACCAUGGAGAAAAUCAAUAUUUGGAGCAAAAGUCUGAAGAUAAGUCCAAUGCUAGGCCCACGCAAGCGGAGCUGAGUCGUGCGAGCAGCGGCGGAGGCGGAGGCGGUGGUGGCGGUGGCGGCAGGAGUGGCACAGUCCACAGUUUUGGCAGCCUCAGCAGAGGCACCUACACGGACAAUAGUGGCGAGGGCCGCCAGGUGGCCGUUGAGUACCAGCCGGACCUGCUGCCAGCUUAUCGCACCACCAGAGGCAGCCACCACAAGCUGGAGCAUCCAUUGCCCCCCAGUGAAGAGCUGCAGCACAAUACCAACAGCAACACCAAUAGCAGCAACAAUACGAGCUCGUCGCGCAGCAAGUACAACAUAAAUGUGCAGGAAUACUUGCAGAGCAAAUAUGGGGCCGGCAAGCUGGGAGGGGGAGCCGCCAAUCUGAACAACAACAACAAACACAACACAACAAUGAAUAGCAACAACGAGGAGGAGCGCGGAGCGUGCAAUAGACUGGCGACUAUGCCGAUUGCGGAGCGAAUGCGAAUAAGCAAGUCACUGGUGAUGACACGCCCACAACCCACCGAGCGGUUGGCCAACACCAGCAUCAGCUACGAGUAUCGCCAGCCACCACCGCCACCCUAUAGCGCCUCCUGUCGGACCACCACCGGUUCCGGCCCCGGCUCCGGAUUGGGCUCAACACAUGAGCCAGCGACGCUGCAAACCUAUGUAACCACUUCCGCCUCGGCCUCAGCCUCUGCCUCAUCACCCGCGCCUUCGUUGAGUAUCCUGAACACGACCAUCGGGGGCGGGGGCAGCGGUACAAUACGACGGCAGCUGCUCUGA